ACUAUUUGGGCAUGAUGGGAAGGAAUUGCUUGAGUGGAGACUGGGUCAGACACAUGUGUCAUGCUAAAGAUGGCGGACGGCAUUGGCAGGGACGAAUCGCCAGAACAAAUUGAGUCUCUAGACGAGCAUAGAGGCGACAAGGAAGUCCCAGAUCGCGAAAUUAAUGGCGAUAUCGAAGAAGAGCCUGCGAAAGGAAGCCUUCAACCAGCGUCUGGGGGCUCUAAGAAGAAAAAGAAGAAGAAGAAAAAGGGCGAAGUAGGAAGUGAAACUUCACCGGAGUCUUUACCUAGUUCGGCAGUAAACUUGCAAAGCUUACGGCAGCUGCAGAAUUUACAGAAGAGUUUCGAACUUUUGCGAGCCGGGGAAGCGAAAGCCCCCAGGACGACAGAGGAGGCUUUGAAGAAGACAUAUCAAUUUUGGGAUACUCAACCAGUUCCCAAACUAGAUGAAGAUGUUAAUGAGUGUGGCUGUAUUGAAGAUGACAAGCCCAUUGAAGAGCUCAGGAGAGAGCCUUACACUCUCCCCCAGGGGUUUGUGUGGGAUACCCUGGAUAUCAGUGAUGAAAAAGUGUUAAAGGAGCUUUAUACGUUACUGAAUGAAAACUAUGUGGAAGAUGAUGACAAUAUGUUUAGAUUUGAUUAUUCCCCGGAAUUUCUUUUGUGGGCUCUGAAGCCUCCUGGCUGGAAGCUUCAGUGGCACUGUGGUGUACGUGUGGCAAGUAACAAGAAGCUUGUGGGUUUCAUAAGCGCUAUCCCAGCACACAUCAGGGUCUAUGAUCAGACUGUCCUGAUGGUUGAAAUUAACUUCCUUUGUGUUCACAAGAAACUUCGAUCAAAAAGGGUAGCCCCUGUAUUGAUACGAGAGAUCACAAGGAGGGUGAACUUGGAAGGAAUCUUCCAGGCUGUUUACACUGCUGGCGUAGUGCUGCCCAAACCUGUGGCUUGUUGCCGGUACUGGCAUCGGUCUCUUAACCCAAAGAAACUNUUUUUAGGAGGGAGGAAAACUGGAGAACCCAGUAAAAAACCCUCCGAACAAGCCAAGAACCAACAUCAAAAUCGACCCACAUAUGACACUGGGCUGGAAUCAAGCCUGGGCCACAUUGGUGGGAGGCAAGCCCUCCACUACUGCCCCAUCCCUGCUCCAAAUGUUGGAAAACCUGAGGACAAUGGUUUGAUUAUUUCACAGGCCACAAAGACUCAGCGCAUUUUUGUACUCACAGCUGAGGAUAUGUCUUCUGCCUUUCAAAAGACAACAGAGUAUUUGAAGAAGUUCAGCUUGGCACCGGAGUUCUCUGAGGAGGAAUUUAAACAUUGGUUCACGCCACGCGAAGGCAUUGUGGACUCUUUUGUUAUCAAGGACGAGGAAGGCCAAGUCACUGACAUGAUCAGUUUCUACACAUUGCCAUCAACAGUGAUGCACCAUCCCGUACACAAACAGCUCAAGGCAGCUUACUCAUUUUACAAUGUCUGUCACAAGACUCCGCUCAUUGAUCUCAUGCAGGAUGCUUUGAUUUUGGCAAAACAGCGUGGCUUUGAUGUGUUCAAUGCCUUGGAUCUGAUGGAAAAUAAAGAAUUCUUAGAAAAGUUGAAGUUCGGCAUCGGCGAUGGAAAUCUGCAGUACUACCUGUACAACUGGAAGUGUCCGUUCAUGGAACCUGCAAAAGUUGGACUUGUUCUGCAGUAAAUAUGUUCUGAAUCAACGCGACGUCUACAUUUGACUGUCAGGAAAUAUAAACUUGAAGAAUUAUAUCAUAACAUCCAAGGCUAACUGGAUAAUGAAGGACAUUCCAUGAAGAAAGUCACGAAGUAGGAGCUUGCUCGACGCAGGCCGUGCUGUGUUACUGUAUUUCGACCCUAGUAAUAUGCCGGCUGGUGAUUCAGAAUGGACUUCAAGAAAACUGUAUUGAAUAGUAAAAAUACGCUGCAUCUAGGAACAAGGGAAGUAUAACAGACCAAGGCGGACAUUUUAAACAAAAAAAACCGUGUGGCUAUGUGCGUUUAUUACUUUCAAUUUUUUUUUUUAGAUUGGAGCGAUUUCAAUUGAGUGUCAUAAAACUAAAACCAAAGUUAUGUCUCUGGCUAAUCACAGUUACACAGCCAAUCCAGUGAACCAAUCAAACGCGUUGCAAAUACAUGUGGCCGAAGCAAAGCGUGGGAAAACGCGUGCGAGCGAGUCACAAUUGGUUUUGGUUGUACUCAGUUGCGAUUGGAUUGCAAAGUGGCGGGAGUUUUUUAAGCCAAUCGCUUGGCGUAGUGACGCAAAACCAAAGCAAAUGCCAAUUGCAUUCGACAGUCAAAUGAAAACCGCUCUAUUGGUGUAAAGGUAUAAGAUAGUUUUUUUUUUUUUGCUUUUGUUUCGGUGAUAUCUAGGUGCUGUGUAGAUUGUGAUAUAGGUUUUUAAAAUUGAGUGUAAAGGUUUCGAAUGAAAAGUGAUGUACGAUGAGCAUUUUACGUUUACGGAAGGUGCCAGGCUAUGCUGUGUUGUGGAGCUCAGAUUUCUCGUUUUGUUAUCAAAACUCAAAAUUAGGUACGUAAACAAACAGAGAAAUAGGGAUGGUCAGAAUUAGCCAAGGUAAUGCAAAAUUUCCGACGUCAAGAACAGCUGUCUCCAGCAGAAAUCAAAUUUAGGUUCAUGUAUUCUCUAGCGAGGAUUUUUGUUAUUACGCGAGUAAAACAUUUUAAAGCUCAGAUUCAGUACUUAAAUAGGGAGCUUAAGCUAACCACGACGACUGCAACGAGAACGUCACCAAGCAAAAGGUUUAAUGAGCAAAACAGUGGCUGUGUACAUGGCCUAUAAGUCUUUGUUCAUUUCUUAGCCGUCCUCUGCAAAACAACAACGUGAAAUAACCAAGUUCUGCGUCGUCUGAGGAACGCGGAUGACGACGACUAAUUUCUCGUAUUUCCAUUUGGAAUUGAAUGCUGUUACUGCAUAUUUAGCCUGAGCACGUUUUUAGAGCCAUAGGCGUAC
Molecule: messenger RNA, 2967 nt
Organism: Orbicella faveolata
Lineage: Eukaryota; Metazoa; Cnidaria; Anthozoa; Scleractinia; Merulinidae
Product: glycylpeptide N-tetradecanoyltransferase 1-like
Biological process (GO): N-terminal peptidyl-glycine N-myristoylation
Cellular component (GO): cytoplasm
Molecular function (GO): glycylpeptide N-tetradecanoyltransferase activity
Source: RefSeq, a predicted model, not a curated record